CUCCGCGGCGCGCGCCCCUCGCUGAGCCCGACCGCCGAGCCAGCCCCGGGCCGGCGAGCGCUGGUCACCGAGGCCCAGGCCGCUGUCGCGGCGCGUUCUUGAAAUCAUGAAUCCUGUUUAUAGCCCGGGUUCUUCUGGGGUUCCCUAUGCAAAUGCCAAAGGAAUUGGUUAUCCAGCUGGUUUCCCCAUGGGCUAUGCAGCAGCAGCUCCUGCCUAUUCCCCCAACAUGUACCCUGGAGCGAAUCCUACUUUCCAAACAGGUUACACUCCUGGCACACCUUACAAAGUGUCCUGUUCCCCCACCAGCGGGGCGGUGCCACCAUACUCCUCCUCCCCCAACCCCUACCAGACCGCUGUGUACCCCGUACGAAGUGCCUACCCCCAGCAGAGCCCGUACGCACAGCAAGGCACGUACUACCCCCAGCCCCUGUAUGCAGCACCCCCUCACGUCAUCCACCACACCACAGUGGUGCAGCCCAACGGCAUGCCGGCGACAGUGUACCCUGCUGCUCUCCCUCCGCCUAGAGGCAACGGCGUCACCAUGGGCAUGGUGGCGGGGACCACUAUGGCCAUGUCAGCGGGUACCUUGCUGACUGCCCACUCCCCGACUCCUGUCGCCCCCCACCCCGUCACCGUGCCCACGUAUCGGGCCCCAGGAACGCCCACCUACAGCUAUGUGCCCCCCCAGUGGUGAUCACCCUGCAAACGUGUGCGGAUGGAGCUGUGCAGUCACAUCAUGGAGGUUCCACAGCUGGUGCUGCAGGCCUUGUGCCUCCAACCAGGACUUUCUUCUUAAUGCUCUCGACACUUAGCUAAACACUACUACAGCCGGCCCAGCAGGUCCCAGCACCCUCAGUCUCCAACUGACUCUGUGGGUUGGUCUUAAAGCAAAUCCUGUUUGGUGGGCUGCCAGGCAAUUUUUUAGCUAACUGUAAUGAUAAAAAGGGAGUGUUAAUCUGUUCUGAAUCAUAUCUAGUUGAAUGCAUGUUAAAAAAAGACAAACAAAAACAAAGCUUGCUCAAUCUACCUACAGUGACUGAUGCAGAACCAUCGUAUGCAAAAUCCAAAGGAAUGGAAAAGUAUUUUACAACUUGUAUCACUAAUGCACUGUUGUAAUGUAUGCAGAGUCUUAAAGUUAUAAGUGUUAAAGUGAAUUUCUUCAUAGAGCAUCUGAAAUCUCUUUGAUGAUUCUUCAGCCUUUUGGGGUUGACGUGGGUUGCCAGUUGGAAACGUGGACUUCUAGUUUCCAGCCAUCUGUUCCUUUUAUGCAGACUGCACUGGGAGAGAGUUGCAGGGUUUGGGAGAGUGUGGGGAGACCACUGCUGCUUGGGGUGCAGCCAGGUUAAUGGCUUUCUCUCCAUUUAGGCUUGUGGGGUCAGUGUGAUGUGGACGUCCUUAGGGAUUACCAUGCAUCCAGUUAGGGACACAAGGUGGUUUAUGUAUCAGCAAAGCAAUUUUCUCUGCCAUCUAAAUUUUCAUUACUAAUCUCUUACAGAUAGAGAUGAUGUUUUCUAUAUGUUUAAUGGGAAAGUCCUAUGUAGAGCAAAAUUAUUUUCCUGGGAUGGAAGAUGUGUGAAAGAGAACCAGCCACACUUGGAGGAGGUAUUGGCCUCUCCUUUAUUUAGCUUAGAAAAAUCAUUCCUUCCCACCCACCCACCCCCCGGCGGGGGAAAUGUCUGAGUCACCUGAAAAUAUAUGUAGGC
Molecule: messenger RNA, 1703 nt
Organism: Kogia breviceps (pygmy sperm whale)
Lineage: Eukaryota; Metazoa; Chordata; Mammalia; Artiodactyla; Physeteridae
Gene: FAM168B
Product: family with sequence similarity 168 member B
Source: RefSeq, a predicted model, not a curated record